Messenger RNA from Anopheles bellator, 891 nucleotides. RefSeq names its product adenine phosphoribosyltransferase (gene Aprt). Gene Ontology annotation, biological process: AMP salvage; adenine salvage. Gene Ontology annotation, molecular function: adenine binding; AMP binding; adenine phosphoribosyltransferase activity. The record is from RefSeq and is a predicted model, not a curated record. Bases 117 to 680 code for a protein of 187 amino acids. Gene Ontology annotation, cellular component: cytoplasm. The transcript has 3 exons. Lineage: Eukaryota; Metazoa; Arthropoda; Insecta; Diptera; Culicidae.
CUGCUGCUGCUUGUUAUCAGUUCUGGUGGUCUGAUUGGGAUGCUGUGUUAAUAAUCAUUCCAGUGUACCCUCUGCCAGUUCCGACGGUUUUCUCCCACCAUUAGAUUCCUGAAGGAAUGUCUUCCGAUCAAAGUGCAAUUGUGGAGCUGAUUAAGAAACACAUCGGAGAGUAUCCGGAUUUUCCGAAGAAGGGAAUACUCUUCAGAGAUAUCUUUACCGCCCUCCGACAUGGGGAAGUUUGCAAAGCCAUCAAAAACGUGCUUCUAUCGUACGUCCGUGAGCAAUGUCCCGAUGUACAAGUGAUAGUCGGCUUAGAAGCGCGCGGAUUUCUGUUCAGUCUGCUUAUCGCUGCCGAGCUGGGCAUCUCUUCGGUGCCGAUUCGCAAGAAGGGUAAACUUCCGGGUUCAUGCGCUCAGCAAGAGUACGUUUUGGAGUAUGGAACUGAUGUGUUCGAGAUACAGAAGGGUAGCAUAAGCUCCGGUCAAAAGGUGUUGAUUAUUGACGACCUGUUGGCCACCGGCGGUACAAUGGAUGCUGCAAAUAAAUUGGUACAGCAACUGGGAGGAAUCGUGGCGCAAAAUGUUGUUAUUAUAGAAUUAACGGAGCUAGGGGGAAGGAAGAAACUAGAAGCUGCCGGGAUCAACGUAUUUUCUUUUAUACAAUACGACGAUAUCGAGUGAUAAACCAUUCAGAUAUUGCCCUGGUCCUAUUUGCUUUAUUCUAAACUAGCUCAGCGCAAAAAGACAGUUAAUUAAGGUUGUUUAUUUUCGUUGUACUGUGUGUACAUGCCAUUUGCGAAAAAUGAUUGACCUAACUACAGAUUUUUUUUUGUUAUAUAGUGAUUUCCGAGGAAUAAAAAGUAGCUCGAACCGGCUCGAUUUUUGUUCCAUU